Molecule: messenger RNA, 1322 nt
Organism: Pseudoliparis swirei
Lineage: Eukaryota; Metazoa; Chordata; Actinopteri; Perciformes; Liparidae
Gene: wdr82
Product: WD repeat domain 82
Exons: 9
Coding region: 190-1131 (313 amino acids)
Cellular component (GO): Set1C/COMPASS complex
Molecular function (GO): chromatin binding; protein binding
Source: RefSeq, a predicted model, not a curated record
CCUCCCCACUCCCCACGAUCAGAAGUAUCGCAGGCGGGAUUUCGUCGCUGUUUUUGAAUUAUACUUCUUUAAAAGAACCGUUAGCACAAUUGUAGGUCAUAUCCAUAAAUCUGAAUUAAAUUACGUGACAUCUGUAAGCCGAUUUAAAGUAACCAGAGGGCCUGCGUCCCCUCAGACACAGAGGCCACAAUGAAGCUGACGGACAAUGUGCUGCGGAGCUUCAGAGUUGCUAAGGUGUUCCGGGAAAACUCAGACACAAUUAACUGUUUUGAUUUCAGUUCAAACGGAGAAUCUAUUAUUUCCAGCAGCGACGACGACUCCUUAGUCUUGUACGACUGUCAAGAGGGAAAACCUAAGAGGACUCUCUAUAGUAAAAAGUACGGAGUGGAUCUGAUCAGGUACACACAUGCUGCAAACACUGUUGUCUACAGUUCCAACAAAAUCGAUGAUACCAUCCGAUACCUUUCCCUUCAUGACAACAAAUACAUCCGCUACUUUCCUGGGCAUAACAAAAGAGUCACAUCUCUCUCCAUGUCUCCUGUGGACGACACAUUUAUUUCUGGCUCGUCGGAUAAAACGAUCAGAUUGUGGGAUUUGCGGUCUCCUAACUGCCAGGGUUUGAUGCACCUGCAGGGGAAGCCAGUGUGUUCCUUUGAUCCAGAGGGUUUAAUUUUUGCUGCAGGAAUAAAUUCAGAGAUUGUUAAACUUUAUGAUCUGCGGUCUUUUGACAAAGGUCCUUUUGCAACCUUCAAGCUUCAGUACGACCGAACGUGCGAGUGGACAGGACUCAAGUUUAGCAAUGACGGAAAACUCAUUCUUCUUUCGACAAAUGGCGGAGCCCUUCGUGUCCUAGAUGCUUUUAAGGGUGCUGUGCUACAUUCCUUUGGGGGCUACAAUAACAGUAAAUGUGUAACCCUGGAGGCGUCAUUCACUCCGGAUUCACAGUUUGUAAUGAUCGGUUCUGAGGAUGGAAAGAUCCACGUGUGGAAUGCAGAGAGCGGCAUGAAGGUGGCUGUAUUAGACGGGAAGCACGCAGGAGCGAUAACCUGCCUGCAGUUCAACCCCAAGUUCAUGACGUUUGCGAGUGCCUGCUCCAACAUGGCAUUCUGGCUCCCGACCAUCGAUGACUGAGGACGACAAAGUGAAGGUGAAGCUUCUGUUGGAGGCAACGGGAGCAGCGGGGCUCAGCACUCACAUCAAAUGUACAGUUCACACGAUUUGUUGCUGUUAAAUUCUAAUUGUAAAUAAGUAGUGUUCAGAAAUAGAUCAUUUGUCUAUUCUUUUUUUAUAUUUCUAUUUAACAUUAAACUGUUUCUUUGUAA